Molecule: messenger RNA, 1155 nt
Organism: Prunus armeniaca (apricot)
Lineage: Eukaryota; Viridiplantae; Streptophyta; Magnoliopsida; Rosales; Rosaceae
Source: the annotation of a GenBank genome assembly
AUGGAACGUGAAAUUGUUCGUCAAGAGUCUUAUGAAGAACCUGGUCGACGUAGUCGAUUAUGGCAUCGGGACGACAUCCUAAAUGUAUUUUUGAAGAAUAGAGGAACAAAGGCAAUUGAAGGGAUUGUCUUACACUUGCCUGAAUUGGAAGAGGCACAUUGGAAUCCAGAAGCCUUCUCUAAGAUGUCUAAGCUAAGUGUCAUCUGUGGUUUGAAGUCUCUUCAAAACCUCAACAUGUCUGGAUGCUCAUUACUUGGAAACCUACCGGAAAUCUUGGGGGAAAUUGAGUGUUUGGAGGAACUUGAUCUGAGUGGAACUGCUAUAGGAGAGCCACCAUCCUCCCUUGCUCUGAUGAAAAAUCUCAAAGUGUUAUCCUUUUGUAGAUGUAAAGGGCAACCGCCUAAAUCAUGGCAUUCGUUCCUCCCUUUUGAAUUUUUUGCAGGAAAGAGUUCUGGUCCUAAGGGUUUGGUGUUGGCUUCUUUAAAACGUUUCUGCUCUUUGAAGAAAUUAGAUCUAAGUGACUGCAAUCUUUGUGAAGGAGGAAUCCCUGAUGAUAUUGGAUGCAUGUCCUCCUUAGAAGAAUUAAAUUUAAGUGGAAACAAUUUUGUUAGCUUGCCUGCAAGCCUUAGAUGUCUCUCUAAGCUUUGGGAGUUAAACUUGGAAAGCUGCAAAAGUCUUCAGCAGUUGCCAGACCUUCCAUCAAAUAGGACUUUACAUGGAGUCCGUCAUUCUGUUCUCAAAUUCAACAUUGUCAUUCCUGGAAGUGAAAUUCCUGAUUGGUUCAGUAAUCAACGUGUGGGAGAUUCACUAAUGGUGGAGUGGCCUCCGCAUUUAUGUAAUAGCAAGUGGAUGGGGUUUGUUUUAUGUGCUGUUUUUGGAGCUCAAGAAAAUCCAGCUGCCCUUCUUGAAUUUGAUUCUUUUGGACGCCAUCCAUGUGGAAUUUUAUGUUAUUUGGAAAUAGCUGGAUCAUAUCAACUUUCUUUUCCUAUACCUGAUGAGGUGUAUCAUAGUGUUGGCCAUGUUGCAUCAGAUCACCUUUGGUUACUCUAUUUUUCUCGUAAGUACCAUCGCUGUGAGAACUUUUUGAAGGAUAACUGCAGUCAGGUUGAGGUUUUAUUCAAACCCUUUGUAGUGUGCGAAACAACACGUGCUUGA